UCAAAAUUGUGCUGGGAAGCCAACUGACUGACACUGCCCCCACGCCUCCACCGCUAUGGAACCACAAGACCUCUCCGAUAACCCCACCGCCGCCGUCUCCGGCGAGUCCACCCCCGAAAACCAAUCUUCUCCGCCCGAGACCACCCUCGAAGUCCGCGUUUCGGACUCCCAGCUCGAUGAAACCUCAGAGCCUCCGCCGAAGAAGCGCCGCCGGCGAAAGAAGCAGUUCCCAGAGAUGAUAUCUUCCGCCGCGGCCGUCACCGGCCUCCGAAUCCUCCGUCCCCAUCCCAAGUCCAGCAUUUACAGCGAGAAGAUCAUGGACGAUAUCAUCGGAAUGCAGAUCAACGACUCCCCGGCGCUGUCCAAGACCCACCGCCGCCGCCGACGCAUCGCCGAUCUCGCCAAGGAGGUCGACGUUGAGGCCCUGGUCGCCAUCUCUGUCGGGUUUCCGGUGGACUCUCUUACAGAAGAGGAAAUCGAAGCAAAUGUGGUGACGGCGAUCGGCGGAGCCGAGCAGGCCAACUACAUCGUCGUCCGAAACCACAUCCUCGCGCGGUGGCGCUGGAGCGUUUCCACAUGGCUCACCCGCGACCACGCAAUGGAAUCGAUUCGAUCGGAGCAUCGAAAUUCGGUAAAUUCUGCAUACUCCUUUUUGCUUGAGCAUGGUUACAUCAAUUUUGGCCUCGCGCCUGCCAUUAGAGAGGUGCAACUGAAGCCAAAUGAUUCGUUGAAAGCUAGUGUAAUAAUCGUCGGUGCGGGACUAGCUGGAUUAGCUGCCGCCCGGCAAUUGAUCUUUCUAGGGUUUAAGGUUUUGAUAUUGGAAGGGAGGAGCAGGCCCGGAGGGCGCGUGAGAACAAGAAAGAUGAAGAGAAUGGAUGGUUGCGGAGUGAUUGCAGCUGCUGAUCUCGGUGGGAGUGUCCUUACUGGGAUCAAUGGGAACCCGUUAGGGGUUUUGGCGAGGCAAUUAGGGUUUCCUCUGCACAAGGUGAGGGAUAUAUGCCCACUUUAUUUGCCUGAUGGGAGAAUGGUGAAUUCGGAGAUUGAUUCGCGGGUGGAGACUUCAUUUAACAGGUUGUUGGAUAGGGUUUGUAAGCUAAGGCAGGCAAUGAUGGAGGAGGUUAAGUCCGCGGAUGUUUCACUUGGGACUGCGCUUGAGGCCUUUAGGCGUGUUUACAAGGUUGCAGAGGACCCCCAAGAGCGGAUGCUGUUGAAUUGGCAUCUCGCGAAUUUAGAGUAUGCGAAUGCAUCGCUGAUGUCUGAUUUGUCUAUGGCAUAUUGGGAUCAGGAUGAUCCAUAUGAAAUGGGGGGUGACCACUGUUUCAUUCCUGGAGGAAAUGAGAGGUUUGUGCGGGCACUUGCAGAGGACCUUCCGAUUUUUUACAGUCAGACAGUGGAGAGUGUAAGAUAUGGUGCUGAUGGGGUUGCUGUGCAUGCUGGUGGGCAGGAGUUUCGGGGGGACAUGGUGCUUUGUACAGUGCCAUUGGGUGUGCUCAAGAAAGGAACGAUAGAUUUUCUGCCUCAACUUCCCCAAAGAAAGAGAGAUGCAAUUCAAAGAAUUGGGUUUGGAUUACUAAACAAGGUUGCUAUGUUGUUUCCAUAUGAUUUUUGGGGUGGAGAAAUUGACACGUUUGGGCAUUUGACAGAAGAGUCAACGAUGAGGGGCGAGUUCUUUCUGUUCUACAGCUAUUCUUCUGUAUCAGGAGGCCCGCUUCUUGUGGCUCUUGUUGCAGGAGAGGCAGCAAUCAAUUUCGAAAUGAUGUCCCCUGUGGAAGCUGUGAGAAGGGUUUUGGACAUACUGAAGGGUAUUUUCAAUCCAAAAGGGAUAGCUGUUCCCGAUCCAAUUCAGGUGGUCUGCACCCGGUGGGGAAAAGAUCGCUUCACAUAUGGUUCUUACUCUUAUGUUGCAAUUGGUUCAUCAGGGGAUGAUUAUGAUAUCCUGGCAGAGAGUGUAGGAGACGGAAGGGUUUUCUUUGCAGGAGAGGCAACUAAUAAACAGUAUCCAGCAACAAUGCAUGGAGCUUUUCUUAGUGGGAUGCGAGAGGCUGCAAACAUAUUGAGAGUGGCUAAUCGGCGAUCUUUGCUUAGUUAGUUUCUAACAGAGAGAGGCUAACUCACUGGCUUAUACCUAUUUGGAGUUUCUUUCCAUCCAAUACCAGAUUGGUGGGAUGGGAUGGCUCAAACUCACUCAAAUGGAUAAUAAAAAACUGGUACCCUGAGGUAAUGAUUCUCGUUGAAAGCUGCUUUAUGUUGUAUAGUAGUUGCACAUUCUAGUCAUUAGAUUCUUAGAUGUAAAUUUAGCACAAAAUUUGUUCAAUUACGUAAUUCAUGCAAUUUUUAUUGCUCGUUUCCUUGGAUGACUGCAAUAUUUUCUAAGUUAGAUUGAUCACUUGUCUUA
Vitis riparia (riverbank grape) is the source of this 2395-nucleotide messenger RNA. RefSeq names its product lysine-specific histone demethylase 1 homolog 1. NCBI's taxonomy places the organism in Eukaryota, Viridiplantae, Streptophyta, Magnoliopsida, Vitales, Vitaceae. Bases 56 to 2089 code for a protein of 677 amino acids. Gene Ontology annotation, cellular component: nucleus. Gene Ontology annotation, molecular function: protein binding; oxidoreductase activity. The transcript has a single exon. The record is from RefSeq and is a predicted model, not a curated record.